CUCGUGGAGACAGAGCCGAACCUCGAGCUCGACGUGCCCAUGACGAUACCGUAUCGUAUUCCCGAUAUCUUCGACGGUUGGCGUUGGAAGACAAGUCGGAACCCGCAUUAUGAGGAGGCGAAGGCAGAGUCCUUGGCGUGGUUUAGGUCUUUUGAAGAUUUCUACAAGGAGAACGAGGAUAGCAUCGAGGGAUGUGACGGGAGUAAGUCGGCGUUGCGCUGCUGUGGCGAUGUUAACACUCUGCUUUUCGUCGUGGACGACAUUCUGGAUUACGAGAGUGAUGAUGUUGUCAAGGAUAGGAUGCGGAUCAUCCUCAGCGCUCUGAAGAACCCACACACCCCUCGGCCUCCUGGAGAGUGGGUCGUGGGAGAGAUGACUCGUCAAUUCUGGGAGCGAACCAUCGAGGUCGCAAGCCCGCUCUGCCAAAGACGGUUCGUCUCCGGCGUGAAGGAUUGUAUGGUCGCAAUGGCUCUUGAAUCCGAUGCUCGCAAGACGUCGUCUGCCCAUAGCAGUAUCAGUUCAUUCCUGAAGACGCGGAGGGACAGUGCGGGCUGUGCCCUGGUAUUCGCACUCAUGGAGCUUGAAAUCGCCCUACCCGACGAGGCCUUCUACCAUCCGUACGUCCGAGACCUGAUCGUGACAAUACAGGAUAUUAGUGUCAUGGCGAAUGACGUGUUCUCCUAUCGCCGGGAACAAGCACGUGGCCGCACCGAAGACAAUAUCAUCACGGUCGUGAUGGAUAUUUACGACUUGGACGUCAACGGGGCGAUUGAUUGGGUGGAGAAACGUCACAAGGAGCUCGAGAAGGAGUUCAUCGAGAAGUACGACAAGGUGCCCAAGUUUGGCGAGCCGGUCGAUUCGCAGGUGGCUAAAUAUAUUGAGGGUUUGGCGAAUUGGGUCUGGGCCAAUGCGAGAUGGAGUUUUGAGUGCGGACGGUAUUUUGGGGGAGAAGGGUUGGAAAUCAUGGAGAAGACGAAGUGGGUGGGCCCUGUGCCCAAGCUGCGAGCCUGAUUGCGUGGACAUGAAUUAUGGACAGUUCGUGGGUUUCUGGAUAUCCA
This is a messenger RNA of Stereum hirsutum FP-91666 SS1, 1058 nucleotides long. RefSeq names its product terpenoid synthase. NCBI's taxonomy places the organism in Eukaryota, Fungi, Basidiomycota, Agaricomycetes, Russulales, Stereaceae. Bases 40 to 1011 code for a protein of 323 amino acids. The record is from RefSeq and is a predicted model, not a curated record. The transcript has 4 exons.